This is a messenger RNA of Neogale vison (American mink), 1473 nucleotides long. RefSeq lists its product as uncharacterized. Gene Ontology annotation, biological process: DNA integration. Gene Ontology annotation, molecular function: RNA-DNA hybrid ribonuclease activity; RNA stem-loop binding. NCBI's taxonomy places the organism in Eukaryota, Metazoa, Chordata, Mammalia, Carnivora, Mustelidae. The transcript is spliced from 2 exons. The coding region runs from base 8 to 1441 and encodes 477 amino acids. The record is from RefSeq and is a predicted model, not a curated record.
UCUACGAAUGGUGGCUGCCAUUGCCAUCCUAGUCAAGGAUGCGGGCAAGCUAACUUUGGGCCAAUCACUUACCAUCUUGGCCCCCCAUGCGGUUGAAGCCUUGGUCAAGCAGCCCCCAGACAGGUGGCUCUCCAAUGCUCGCCUGACCCAUUAUCAGGCCAUGCUCCUGGACACUGAUCGUGUACAGUUCGGGCCUGUGGUGGCGCUCAACCCUGCCACCCUACUCCCCUUACCUGAGACUAUGGAAACACAUGAUUGCCUCCAGAUCCUAGCUGAAGUUCAUGGCACCCGAAAGGAUCUGACGGACCAGCCCCUCAUGGGAGCAGACUACACCUGGUAUACAGAUGGCAGUAGCUUCCUGCACAAUGGCGAGCGAAGAGCAGGAGCUGCAGUGACUAAUGAGACAGAGGUAAUCUGGUCCAAGAAGCUAUCUCCUGGGACAUCAGCUCAGCGGGCGGAACUCAUUGCCCUGACUCAGGCUCUGCAGAUGGCAGAAGGUAAGAAACUAAACGUUUAUACCGACAGCCGCUAUGCCUUUGCUACGGCCCACAUACAUGGCGAAAUCUAUCGGAGGAGAGGGCUCCUCACCUCCGAGGGAAAAGAAAUUAAAAAUAAACCUGAAAUACUGGCUCUGCUCAAGGCCUUGUUCCUGCCCCAAAAGUUAAGCAUUAUGCACUGCCCGGGUCACCAAAAGAAUAAUAGCCCGGUGGCAAGGGGAAACCAGCUGGCAGAUCAAGCUGCUAAGGAAGCUGCCCUGGGGGAAAAAGAAACUGGGCCCAUUCUCACCCUGAGCAUAGGGCCCCCACAAGAAAAUAAUAAACCUAUGGAGUACAGUUCUGAGGAUCAGGAGCUGCUAAAGAAAAUGGGGGCCACAUGGGAUCCACAGAACGGGGCAUAUACCAUGGACGAAAAAAUUGUUAUGCCCACUUCAUAUUCUCGCCACAUAGUCCAAUCCUUGCACUCACUGACCCAUCUGAGUGAAAACAAAAUAAAAACCCUCUUAAAUAAUGAGCACCAACCGUAUUUGUUACUAAACCAAGACAAGGCGUUGCGAUCCAUAAUUAAAAAUUGCUUAGUCUGUGCACAAGUAAAUACCGGAAAGGCUUAUGCUGCCCCUGGAGUGCGCGUUCGAGGACAUCGCCCUGGUAUUCACUGGGAAAUCGACUUCACGGAAGUAAAACCUGGACUCUAUGGUUACAGAUAUUUGUUAGUUUUUGUAGACACUUUUUCAGGAUGGGUAGAAGCCUUCCCCACCAAGCACGAGACUUCGAAUGUGGUCACCAAGAAACUACUUGAAGAAAUCUUCCCCAGGUAUGGAAUACCUCAGGUAUUAGGCACCGACAAUGGUCCAGCCUUCGUCUCCCAGCCCACCUCCAGGCACUCCAGAUCGUUCAGAAAGAGGUCUGGAGGCCACUGGCUACAGCUUAUCGAGAGCAGUUAGAAAAUCCAACUGUGCCACAUCAAUUCCAGAUC